AAAUACUUGAAAGAAUUGCGUCUUUCAAGAAGUUUCUUCCAAAUGUACAGCCAUUCUAUGCUGUAAAAUGUGUUCCAGAGCGGCUCGUCCUAAAGUUGUUGAGUCAUUAUGGCCUCGGAUUCGACUGUGCCAGUAAAAGUGAGAUGGAGGCCGUACUUAGCUUGGGUGUGUCGCCAGAUCGCAUCAUUUUUGCGCAUACCAUCAAAAUGGCAUCGCAUUUACGUUAUGCAGCCGAGAACAAAGUUGCUAUGAUGACGUUUGACUGUGAAAAUGAACUGCAGAAAAUCAAAAAAAUUUACCCGGAUGCGGAACUGUUAAUACGGAUCCGUGUCGACGACUCGAAAUCCCGGUUCAAGCUUGGGAAAAAGUUUGGAGUUGCUGCGGAAGACUCCGAGGCAUUACUCAAGUUAGCAAAGAAAAACAAUCAGAAUGUCAUUGGUGUGAGUUUCCACGUUGGCAGUGAUUGUGCCCAUCCAACAAUGUUUCGUAAUGCCGUCAAAGCAGCAAGAACAGUUUUUGAUGAAGCGGAAAACAUGGGACUCAAUUUUUCAAUUCUCGACAUUGGUGGUGGCUUUCCUGGUGUAAAAAAGAAAGAUUAUCUUUUCAAAGAGAUCGCAAAUACUCUCCAGCAAGCACUUGCUGAGCAUUUCCCACCAUCUUUUGGUGUCAAAAUUAUUGCUGAACCUGGAAGAUUCUACGUACAAUCAGCGUUCACACUUGUGUCCCGAGUGUCGGCUGUUAAACAUACUCCUGAAGUGAAUGGAAAUAAGACAGAAAACCAGAACUUUGUAUAUUAUCUCAAUGAUGGCAUUCAUGGAUCAUUCUUCUACUAUGACCCAGACCUUCCACCAAGGCCAUUAAAGAGCAAGAAAGAGGAAACCUUGCAUUUGUCUACUCUGUGGGGGCCAACAUGUAGUCAAACGGACUUGAUCGGUGAAGGAUUUCGACUGCCAAAGAUGGACAGUGGUGAUUUGCUCAUUUUUGAGGACAUGGGGGCCUAUAGUUUCUCGUGUGUCACCAAUUUUAACGGCUAUGGAGAAAUCAAGAUUGUUUAUAUCAUCGCUGAGUCUGAUGUCCAAAAUUUAAAGAAUGAUUGUCUUAGACAUAUUUCAUCAAGGAAUAUGAAAAAAGAUGCCUUUGAAAAUAUGCUGGAAAAGUUUACUACAGAAUCAAUGUAACAGGUACUGUUUUUAUCGAUGUUGAUGUGGGUGCUGAUAUUCAGUGAUCACCUUUCAUUAAGUAUAUUUCAAUUUUACAAUCCUUCACUUGAUUUAAAUAUUCCUAGAUUGUAAAAGUAAAGUACAGAUCAAAGAACAAAAUUUUUGUCGAAAA
Messenger RNA from Rhopilema esculentum, 1332 nucleotides. NCBI's taxonomy places the organism in Eukaryota, Metazoa, Cnidaria, Scyphozoa, Rhizostomeae, Rhizostomatidae. The record is from RefSeq and is a predicted model, not a curated record.